Jaculus jaculus (lesser Egyptian jerboa) is the source of this 2207-nucleotide messenger RNA. RefSeq names its product TERF2 interacting protein (gene Terf2ip). The coding region runs from base 42 to 1241 and encodes 399 amino acids. The record is from RefSeq and is a predicted model, not a curated record. Gene Ontology annotation, biological process: telomere maintenance via telomere lengthening; regulation of DNA-templated transcription. Gene Ontology annotation, cellular component: shelterin complex. Lineage: Eukaryota; Metazoa; Chordata; Mammalia; Rodentia; Dipodidae. Gene Ontology annotation, molecular function: telomeric repeat DNA binding. The transcript has 3 exons.
GUGGCGUCGGUGGCGACGGCUGUCACCUGCGCUCGGCGGACAUGGCGGAGGGCAUGGAUGCGGGCAAAGACCCCAACGGGCCCACCCAUUCGUCCACUCUGUUCCUGCGGGGAGACGGCACCCCGCUGUCGUUCUACGUGCGGCCCAGCCCCGCGAAGCGCCGCCUGUCCACGCUGAUCCUGCACGGCGGCGGCUCGGUGUGCAGGGUGCAGGAGCCCGGGGCCGUGCUGCUGGCCCAGCCCGGGGAGGCGCUGGCCGAGGCCUCGGGAGACUUCAUCUCCACGCAGUACAUCCUGGACUGCGUCGAGCGCAACGAGAGGCUGGAGCUGGAGGCCUACCGGCUGGGCCCGGCGGCGACGACGACGACGACGACGGCCGAGCAGGCCUGGGACACAGAGCCCGGGGCUCCCGCCGAGGCCUCCGCGGAGGCCGAGCCGCAGCCGGCGUCCGGGCGAAUCGCCUUCACCGACGCCGACGACGUGGCCAUCUUGACCUACGUGAAGGAGAAUGCCCGCUCGGCCAGCUCGGUCACGGGCACCGUCUUGUGGAAAGCGCUGGAGAAGAGCGCGCUCACGCAGCACUCGUGGCAGGCCCUCAAGGACCGCUACCUCAAGCACCUGCGGGGCCACGAGCACAAGUACCUGCUGGGCGACGCCCCCGUGAGUCCCUCUUCGCAGAAGCUCAAGCGGAAGGCCGAGCAGGACCCCGAGGCUGCGGACAGCGGGGAGCCACAGAAUAAAAGAACUCCAGACUUGCCUGAAGAAGAAUGUGUGAUGAAAGAAGUCAAGGAGAAUGAUAAAGUAGCCAAAGACUUGUUUGAGGAAGUUCCUCAGGAGUUUGAAGAAGUUUCGGUAGAUAAGAACACUGAUUUUGAAAUCCAUAUAACAAUGUGUGAUGAUGAUCCUCCCACACCAGAGGAAGAUUCAGAAACACAGCCUGAUGAGGAAGAAGAAAAGGUUUCUACACCAGAGGUGGGAGCUGCCAUCAAGAUCAUCCGGCAGUUAAUGGAAAAGUUUAACUUGGAUUUAUCUACUGUUACACAGGCCUUCCUAAAAAACAGUGGUGAGCUAGAGGCUACGUCCUUCUUUUUGGAGUCUGGUCACAGAGCUGAUGGAUAUCCCAUUUGGUCUCGACAAGAUGACUUAGAUUUGCAAAAGGAUGAUGAAGAAACUAGAGGUGCACUGGUCAAAAAAUUUGGUGCUCAGAAUGUAGCUCGGAGGAUUGAAUUCCGAAAGAAAUAAUGGACAAGAUAAUAAAAGGGGUGUGGUAUGUAUGGCUAUAAAAAGAUGUGACCACUCAGUUUUAGAGAGUUCUUAAGUUGAAACUGAUGCUUAUCUUCUGAUCGAUACUGCUACUGUUCUGUGAGUCCCAGAUUUAUAGCCAAGCAGGGUUAUGUAGCAGAAUAAGUAUAAAGAGCUGGGUGUGGUAGCGCACACCUUUAAUCCCAGCACUCGGGAGGCAGAGGUAGGAGGAUCGCUGUGAGUUCGAGGCCACCCUGAGACUACAUAGUGAAUUCCAGGUCAGCCUGAGCUAGAGUGAGACCUUAUCUCAACAAAACAAAACAAAAAAAGAAUAUAAAGAAAUUGGAUACAUUUAAAGCAAGUAUGAAUUUGCUUAGUAAAGAAACUAGAGAGGUUGGUCUAUAUAAUAGUGGUAAUCCUUUGCUAGAAUGUAAUUCCUGCCAAACUGGUGACAGGAGCCUCAUGCCAAGUUAAAGAGGAAAAAGAUGGAAGGCAUAGGAUAGGUCUUUCACCUAUCAGUGAAGAACUUCCUUUCUGUCCUUUGGCAGGAGUUCCUGUAAAGGAUGGUGAUUUUAAAUCAAGAAUCUAGAAAUAAGGGAAGUUUUAAUUAUAAGGCCUUUAACGUGAACUGCCCCAAACCAUUCUACCCAUCAAUGAGCUUUGUUUUCUACCACUUUGAAAAGUCCCAUAUUCACUCUGCUAACUUAGCAUUUGGAAAUUCUGCUCUUUGGAUAUUGUUUUAUUUGAGUUGCAUCAAGUCUCUAUCAUUUCUUUGCUUACCACUGUUUCAUUUAAAACAAAAAAGGUAGAGUCUGAAGAACUAUCUUACUCUGUUAAUUGUAAUGUGUGAUGUUUUAUUGAGCAUAAUUUUCUGCUAAAGAUUGUGUCAAACUUUAAAAUUAGUGGAUUGGGUCUACUUUUUUGUGUUGCUUUCAUUGUUGAUAAUAAAUGCAACUUUGUGUUAAA